CUUCUAAAUUGCAAUCCAUAUAUCUGCUUCAGAAAGGUCGGGAGUUAUGGAAGGGACUCGAGGGAUGGGCCUCAGGAAUGUGGAUUCACAUUGCUCUCUGUCGGAGCUUGAUGAUUAUGAUCUCUCUCGGCUUCUCGACAGGCCGAGGCUGAACAUCGAGAGGCAGAGAUCCUUCGACGAGAGGUCUCUGAGCGAGCUCUCAAUCGGUCUCAACCGAGGAAGCAUUGACAACUUUGAGACCAUGUACUCACCUGGUGGACGCUCCGUUCUGGACACACCAGCGUCGUCUGCUCGGAACUCUUUCGAGCCUCAUCCAAUGGUGGCCGAAGCCUGGGAAGCUCUCAGACGCUCUAUAGUGUUAUUCAGGGGUCAACCGGUGGGAACGAUCGCCGCUCUUGAUCACUCAGAGGAAGCUCUGAACUAUGACCAGGUGUUCCUGAGAGACUUUGUGCCAAGUGCUCUGGCUUUUCUAAUGAAUGGUGAGCCUGAUAUCGUUAAGAAUUUUCUGUUGAAGACUCUGCAUCUUCAAGGUUGGGAAAAAAAAGUAGACCGUUUCAAGCUUGGGGAAGGUGUAUUGCCGGCUAGUUUCAAAGUGCUUCAUGAUGCUACGAGGAAAAAAGAUACCAUAGUUGCAGAUUUUGGCGAGAGUGCCAUUGGAAGAGUUGCUCCUGUUGACUCUGGAUUCUGGUGGAUUAUUUUGCUUCGUGCCUACACGAAGUCUACUGGGGAUUUAUCUCUGGCAGAAACACCUGAGUGCCAAAGAGGAAUGAGGCUUAUCCUGACUCUGUGUCUGUCAGAGGGAUUUGACACGUUUCCCACCCUGCUUUGUGCAGAUGGGUGUUGUAUGAUUGAUAGAAGAAUGGGAGUUUACGGUUAUCCUAUUGAAAUUCAAGCACUUUUCUUUAUGGCAUUGAGGUGUGCUUUAACGAUGCUGAAACCAGAUAAUGAAGGAAAAGAGUUUAUAGAGAGAAUCGUGGAACGUUUGCAUGCUUUGAGUUUUCACAUGCGGAGUUACUUCUGGCUUGACUUCCAGCAACUUAACAACAUAUAUCGUUAUAAAACAGAAGAGUAUUCUCAUACAGCAGUCAACAAGUUUAAUGUUAUUCCUGAUUCAAUCCCAGAUUGGGUAUUUGAUUUUAUGCCAACCCGUGGUGGAUACUUUAUUGGAAAUGUCAGCCCAGCAAGGAUGGAUUUCCGAUGGUUUGUUUUAGGCAAUUGUGUUGCUAUUCUUUCCUCCCUUGCGACUCCUGAGCAAUCCAUUGCUAUUAUGGAUCUUAUCGAAUCACGUUGGGAGGAACUUGUGGGAGAAAUGCCCCUAAAGAUAUGUUAUCCUACAAUAGAAAACCAUGAAUGGCUAAUCGUAACUGGUUGUGACCCCAAGAAUACCAGAUGGAGUUACCACAAUGGUGGAUCUUGGCCAGUGCUUUUGUGGCUUCUGACGGCUGCUUGCAUCAAGACUGGGCGACCGCAAAUCGCAAGACGGGCAAUUGAUCUUGCUGAGAGCCGGCUGUUGAAAGAUUGCUGGCCGGAGUAUUAUGAUGGUAAGCUUGGGAGGUACAUUGGUAAGCAAGCAAGGAAGUUUCAGACAUGGUCAAUCGCUGGAUAUCUGGUUGCAAAGAUGAUGCUGGAAGACCCUUCACAUUUGGGGAUGAUUUCACUGGAGGAGGAUAAGCAGAUGAAGCCUGUAAUCAAGAGAUCUGCAUCUUGGACUUGCUGAAAGCUCAUAUGAAACACCAAAGGCAAGAAAAGGGGAAAAGUGAGGCCUUGUUAUUUUCUCCCCUUCUUUUUUUAUAUUUAUAACAUGUAUUCUUUGGCAGGUUUUUUUGAUUUUAGGGCUCUGGUUGAUACUCUGGUUUUAUGUACAAUAGUUUCCUGUACCAGACAUCUUGCUUUUCAAAUAAAGUUUUGUUUUAAUGUCUGCGCUUUU
This is a messenger RNA of Telopea speciosissima, 1927 nucleotides long. RefSeq names its product alkaline/neutral invertase CINV2. Gene Ontology annotation, molecular function: endo-alpha-N-acetylgalactosaminidase activity; sucrose alpha-glucosidase activity. Gene Ontology annotation, biological process: sucrose catabolic process. The transcript has 4 exons. NCBI's taxonomy places the organism in Eukaryota, Viridiplantae, Streptophyta, Magnoliopsida, Proteales, Proteaceae. Bases 47 to 1717 code for a protein of 556 amino acids. The record is from RefSeq and is a predicted model, not a curated record.